This is a messenger RNA of Penicillium taxi, 1974 nucleotides long. RefSeq lists its product as uncharacterized. NCBI's taxonomy places the organism in Eukaryota, Fungi, Ascomycota, Eurotiomycetes, Eurotiales, Aspergillaceae. The transcript is spliced from 6 exons. The record is from RefSeq and is a predicted model, not a curated record. Bases 1 to 1974 code for a protein of 657 amino acids. Gene Ontology annotation, molecular function: protein binding.
AUGGUUCUCCUGGUACGGAGAAACGAUUAUGUUACUCUGAGACACGCGAUUAACUCAUUGAUUUAUUUGAAUGCUGUCCUGCGCGAGUCGAAGAAUCCCGUUAAAAUCUUCAUCUCAAGCCUUCCAGACAAAGAGAUUCGAAAUAAAUUGGAAAAAGUCUCUAGUGUGAGUAUCUCGGCCAGCUAUAAACGAACGAAAUUUACAAAUAUCUCGAUACGCUGCAGACAAGCCAUUGACCAGCUCCCAGCUCAUCAGCGCUGUUCAGAUAAACACGAAUUACCUGCGCUGGCUGAGAAAAUUCGCGAGCAAAGCCUGUUGUCACUUCGCAACGAUCUCCUUACAAUCGACUCGCAGCUAAAGGUUUGGCCAUUUGCACUUCUCUACGCCCACGAAUAUGUUGAAAUCAAGAUGCAAUACCUUACCGCGGGCUCAUCUCUAUGCUCAUAUUUCGAAGAAAUAGACCAGAUCUAUGGUGUUAAGCCCGCCGACCGUGUUUACUACGUUGCAGCCGGCAUUGAUGAAUUAUGUCUCGACACAUGCGACUUCAACCAAGGCAAUCCACUCGCUUGGGAAGAAUUCUUUAGCGAAAUAAGCCCAGGAGGACUGUCCAUCUUUGCAAUGCGCCACUUCUUGUUCGUCGGUAUUCUAUUAGACUGGUGGGAAGACGCCCCUGGAAGAGUCAACGACAGAGGUCCCAAUCUCCUCACCCUUGCCGCUCGGGCUCGAUCUGGAAAGAUGGCACCGUCCUUAGCCGCGGUGUCGCAGCGGAUCGAAACAGCUAGAUAUCUCGUCCAGGAAGCGCAUGCUGAUGUGAGCCAAAGCUAUAAUCUGGAAGAAUUGCGUGAGGAUUAUGAGGAGUCCAUCACAAUGCUGCUUUCACUGGUGAUUGCUGCGAAAAUCAAGGACAAGGAGCUCCUCCAAAUUCUUGUGCAUGCAGGAGCAAAUGUGAGAGUGCCAGACCAGUUUAGAAAUUUCCUAGCUGUUGCAAUCCGGUUUAGAAACACCAAGGGUGCGGAACAUCUGAUACAGAAGGCAGGUGCGGAUGUUGACCUGCUUGUUAAGGGGGCGACGGCAGUAUUUAAAUACAACGCCAGAGGUAGUAACUUUAAAACAGUCAAGUACUUGGUCGGCGCGAGUGCGAAUAUUCACAAGAAAUUUGAGAAAGACGGUCUUGUCACCUUGGCCGUAUCUAAAAAUACAUCGAACUUGUCAAUAUCCUCAUUGACUCUGGAGCAAAGAUCAACAUGUAAGAGCAGUUCCUGGCAGUUGUCAACAAUAAGUUCCUUGAUAGUGUCAGAUACAUGGUAUAAAAGGCGGCAGUUCCUAUCUGAAGCACGGUAUGGCUGUGUUCUCGAAAAGGCAGCAGUCGAGGAUAAAAUAUGUAAAUUACUAAAAGCCGCAUCAUUCCUCGGUGGUUACACCGAGUCUGUGAAGCUUCUGAUCAGUCACGGUAUCGACGUGAAUUUGUCGCUACAGCACGGCAACUACGGUAGUGCACUUACAGCAGCCGGAGCAUCCGAUUAUAAAAUCGGAGCUUUCAAAUUCUUAGUUGAAGCAGGGGCAAAUUUGAAUCUAUCGCUACAGGGUGGUAAUUUUGAUAGUGGGCUUGCAGCGGCAGCCUCUCAGCGAGAUGUCGAACAUAAAAGUGUCUAUUGGAAACGGGGGGGCAGACUUGGACCAGCCACUGAAAACAGAGACUUUGGCAGUACUCUUGCACUGGCCUCGGCAUGUACUUCUAUCGAUAUUAUGAAUUGUCUCCUCGAGGCAGGCGCAGAGGUUAAUCCCACUCAAUCGCGAGACAUAAGUUCAGGGGGUAGAUCUGCCUUUGAUACGUUAACUCACGAGAUGAUUCAUGAUAAAGAACCUGUGACCUGCACAUCAUGCAGAUGCAGACCCAUUGACCUCGAUGUUCACCGUAAUCUCGAUUCUCACAUUCCCUCGUUCUCUCGUUGGGAUUGCGAGCCUCGGUCUUAG